CAUGAUGUAUUUGAAUCUUUACUGUACUGCUCUCAAUGUGUAUAGGGCUACAUUUCCAUAUAGCUGUUGGUGUGUUUGUCAGUGUUCAUAUUGACGUGUGUUUCUCUCUAGAUGAGCAUGUGAGUUCUGAGGAGAAGAAGAGGAAGCAUCGUCGUAACAGAACAACCUUCAACAGCAGUCAGCUGCAGGCACUAGAGAGAGUGUUUGAGAGGACACACUACCCUGACGCCUUCGUACGGGAGGACCUGGCACGCAGGGUUAACCUCAUUGAGACACGGGUACAGGUGUGGUUUCAGAACAGGAGGGCUAAGUUCCGUCGUAACGAGCGUGCUAUGCUAGCCAGUAAAAAUUCCUCCAUGAUGAAGUCCUACUCUCGUGACCUCACGUCAGUGGAGCAGCCAAUCGCACCUCGACCCAACGACUACCUGUCCUGGGGCUCCUCUUCACCCUACAGUGCCAUGGCAGCGUACCCCCCCACCUGUUCCCCCACCACCUCAGCCCAGGGGAUGAACAUGGCUAACAGCAUCGCUAACCUCCGGCUCAAAGCCAAGGAGUACAGCCUCAACCAGGUGCCGACUGUCAACUGAUGA
Oncorhynchus keta (chum salmon) is the source of this 590-nucleotide messenger RNA. RefSeq names its product paired mesoderm homeobox protein 1-like. The record is from RefSeq and is a predicted model, not a curated record. Gene Ontology annotation, biological process: regulation of DNA-templated transcription. Bases 36 to 587 code for a protein of 183 amino acids. The transcript has 3 exons. Gene Ontology annotation, molecular function: DNA binding; DNA-binding transcription factor activity, RNA polymerase II-specific. Lineage: Eukaryota; Metazoa; Chordata; Actinopteri; Salmoniformes; Salmonidae.